Cervus elaphus (red deer) is the source of this 8715-nucleotide messenger RNA. It is a transcript of the gene TFCP2L1, whose product is annotated as transcription factor CP2 like 1. Gene Ontology annotation, biological process: regulation of transcription by RNA polymerase II. Gene Ontology annotation, cellular component: nucleus. The transcript has 16 exons. The record is from RefSeq and is a predicted model, not a curated record. Gene Ontology annotation, molecular function: RNA polymerase II cis-regulatory region sequence-specific DNA binding; DNA-binding transcription activator activity, RNA polymerase II-specific. NCBI's taxonomy places the organism in Eukaryota, Metazoa, Chordata, Mammalia, Artiodactyla, Cervidae. Bases 185 to 1678 code for a protein of 497 amino acids.
AGGUGAGGCGGCCGCGCGGCCUGCGGGCGGGUCCGGACGGGGCCCCGCCCCGCGGGCCGGCCAUAAAUGCGCAGGGCGGGCGGCCGCCGCGGUGAGAGCGCUGCAGGCAGGUGACCGAGAGGUCGGCUCGCCCCGCGUCCCGUCCGCCGCGCGCCUGGGUCGGGCCGGGCUCGGAGCCCCAGCCAUGCUGUUCUGGCACACCCAGCCCGAGCACUACAACCAGCACAACCCCGGCAGCUACCUGCGGGAUUUGACUAGUGCUCUUCAGAGGGAAAACGACGUCCUUGCUCUGCCCAUCUUCAAGCAGGAGGAGCCGCAGCUGUCCCCCGAGAACGAGGCCCGCCUGCCGCCCCUGCAGUAUGUGCUGUGCGCUGCCACGUCCCCGGCUGUGAAGCUGCACGAGGAGACCUUGACCUACCUCAACCAAGGUCAGUCUUAUGAAAUCCGACUGCUGGAGAACAGGAAACUGGGAGACUUUCAGGAUCUGAAUACAAAAUAUGUGAAGAGCAUCAUCCGCGUGCUGUUUCACGACCGGCGCCUGCAGUACACGGAGCACCAGCAGCUGGAGGGCUGGCGGUGGAGCCGGCCCGGGGACCGGAUCCUGGACAUCGAUAUUCCACUGUCUGUUGGUAUCUUGGACCCCAGGGCCAGCCCGACCCAGCUGAAUGCAGUCGAGUUUUUGUGGGAUCCUUCAAAGAGAGCAUCUGCGUUCAUUCAGGUGCACUGCAUCAGCACCGAGUUCACCCCGAGGAAGCACGGGGGCGAGAAGGGGGUGCCCUUCCGGGUGCAGAUCGACACCUUCAAGCAGAGCGAAAAUGGGGAGUACACGGAGCACUUGCAUUCAGCCAGCUGCCAGAUCAAGGUGUUCAAGCCGAAGGGAGCCGACCGGAAGCAGAAGACGGACCGGGAGAAGAUGGAGAAAAGAACCGCCCAAGAGAAGGAGAAGUACCAGCCGUCCUAUGAGACCACCAUCCUCUCAGAGUGCUCCCCGUGGCCCGACGUGGUUUACCAGGUGAAUAGCGCCUCAUCCCCAAGCUACAACGGCUCACCAAACAGCUUUGGCCUCGGCGAAGGCAACAGCUCCCCGACCCACCCAGUGGAGGCCCUGCCUGUGGGCAGCGAUCACCUGCUCCCCUCGGCCUCCAUGCAGGACGCCCAGCAAUGGCUCCACCGCAACAGGUUCUCCCAGUUCUGCCGGCUCUUCGCCAGCUUCUCGGGCGCUGACCUGCUCAAGAUGUCCCGAGACGACUUGGUCCAGAUCUGUGGCCCUGCAGACGGGAUCCGGCUCUUCAAUGCCAUCAAAGGCAGGAACGUGAGGCCGAAGAUGACCAUUUACGUCUGCCAGGAGCUGGAGCAGAGCCGCGUGCCCCUGCAGCAGAAGCGGGACGGCAGUGGGGACCCCAACCUGUGUGAAGGACCUGUCCUCCGCCCUCCAGUGUACCACGCCAUCUUCCUGGAGGAGCUGACCACCUUGGAGCUGAUCGAGAAGAUCGCCAACCUCUACAGCAUCUCGCCGCAGCACAUCCACCGGGUGUACCGCCAGGGCCCCACGGGCAUCCACGUGCUGGUCAGCAACGAGAUGGUGCAGAAUUUCCAAGAUGAAUCCUGUUUCAUCCUCAGUACCUUAAAAGCUGAGAGCAACGACGGCUACCAUGUCAUCCUGAAAUGCGGCCUCUGAGCAGAUGCAGAGUGGGCAGCUGCCUCCCACCCCCAGCCCCACGGACCCCCUUGGAUGUAGAUAUCACACCCCUGGAAGCUGUGGCGCGGAGGGACCUGGCCCGGCCCGUGAAAGCCACAGACCUGCGGACGCUGCGGGUCUGGAGGGCAGAAAGCCAGCAGCUCCUCUCUCCCCCGCCUUAGCCCCCAGCUUUGGGACAGUUCCCCCGUUCUUUUUCCCAGUCCUUCCAUCUGAAAAGGCCAACGGGGGCCACCUGCUCUGAAACCUCUUGCUCCCCUGGCUGGAGGCUGGUUCACCAGGUACCCGGGUGCCGCUGUGCGGGUUCCUUCCGCCCGUUCUCCUGCCUCCAGAGAAGGCUCUGCCUCUCUCGCAGGCCUUCACCCUCUUCUCUGCUGACUGGCUGGGUCCCUGGGCGGCUGACUACCUGGGGUGGUUCGAGACGGUCCUGUCUCCGUGUGGGUUUCCCGUCUUGGUGAUCCUGGUGAGCGUCUGUCCUUCCUGUUCCUGGAUGGCUUGAUGGGUGUUGGGUUGACUCUGCCUUCUGGUUCUUUUCACAUUGACCUUGAUUCUAAGUGUCUGCUGCCGCUCACAGCCCAGAGGGGGCCUUGCGUUUCUCCAUUGCUGGGGUAGACACUCCGGAGCCACCCACAGCUGGUUCUAAGGCCCUUGGGGAGGAGAGGAUGGGGCUGAGAAGACUAUUUUUAGGCACAUUCUCAUGAAUAUAAAAAGGAAGAGAACUAAAUGCUUCCUCUUGGGCUUUUUUUGGGUGUAAGUUUAUUUCCUAAGCAGUUGUGGGUGGAGGAGGACUAGAAAGUGAACAUCUUGUUGCAGGAUCACAUGACCUUGACUAUCCUGAUGCCAAGUCCUCUUGGGUGGACUCACCAAAUCCCAUUUAGAGAGGACCACUAACCUUCCCAAGCUCCCUAGGGACGUUGUGUUUUCUGGGAGGGCUCCCCUUUGAAGGUCUCUCUUUUUCCACUUGUAGAGGCUGUGUUUGGGCACUUCUCCUGCGUUAGAGUGGCUGGAUCACCUUUCUUAGAUAAUCGGUAGACUCAGGAACUAGCAUCUGUCUCUGUUCCUCGGGACCCUGUGAUCUGUGUUACUAACGUAGGUUCAUCUAACAGACAUGGUGAGCACUGUGACCCGUGGAGCAGGAUCUGACAGCCUUCAAAGUGGAGCUUUUGGGGACUAGAAUGUUUUGGGGGAAUAUAGAGAUGAUCCUAACUGGGUACCCUUGUUCUACAGACAGAGAACCUGAAGCCUAGAGGGGCAAAGCCUGAUAUCCCGUAGUGAUCAGGCGAUAACGUAGAUUUGUCAUCUAAACCAGGGCAUCUCUGAGAGCGAAAGGCGCUCUGGUAGUAAUACUGCUUGGACCACAGGUGUGAUGUAAGGACAGGCUUCUCAUUCCCUUUCCAUUUUGGGGCUGCAUGUAGCAGCCUUCUUGAGAUAUAAUUCACACACUAUACAGUUUACCUAUUUAUAGUGUACAGUUCUGCGAUUUUUUUUUAGUCAAUUCACAGGAUCACCACAAUCAAUUUUAGAACAUUUUCAUCACCCAAGACAUCUCAUGUAUAUGGAAUCAUACAAUAUGUGGUCUUUCGUGGUCUUUUUUUUUCACCUAGCAUAGUGUUUUCUAGGGUCAUCCAUAUUGAACAUGUAUCAGUACUUUGGUCUUUUUAUAGCUUAAUAAUAUUUCAUUCCAUGGGUGGACUGCAUUUGUUUAUCCAUCCAUCACUUGAUGGAUAUUUGAGUUGUUUCUGUCUUGGGGCUAUUGUGAACAAUGCUGCUAUGAAAUAUUUGUACACGGUUUGGUGUGUUUUCUUUCAGGAAUAUACAUAUGACUGGAAUUGCUGGUUCAUUUACUAACUCCAUGUUUAACUUUUUGAGGAACUGCCAGACUGUUUUCCAAAGCAGCUGCAUCAUUUUACAUUCCCAUCAGCAGUGUCUGAGGGUUCCGGUUUUCCCCCAUCCUCAGCAACACUUGCUAGUAUCUGUCAUUUUGAUGAUAGCAUCCCAAUGUGUGUGAAGUGGUGUCUCAUUGGAGUUUCAAUUUGCAUCUCCCUGAUGGCUAAUGAUGUUGAGUAUUUUUUCAUGUGCUUACUGACCAUUUGUAUGUCUUCUUUGGAGAAAGGUAUAUUCAUAUCCUUUGCCUGUUUGCAAUUGGCUUAUUUGUCUUUUUAUUAUUGAGUUGUAGGAGUUCUUUGUAUAGUUUAGAUGCAGGCCCUUUAUCAGAUAUAUGAGGUGUCAAACUGUUCUCUGCUUCUGGGGGUUGUCUUCACUUUUAUGAUGUCCUUUGAGGGACAAAGGUUUUUAAUGUUGAUGAUCUCUAAGACACCAUUUUUCUCUUGUUGCUUGUACUUCUGAUGUCAUAUCUAAGAAACUAUUGCCUAAUCCAGGGUCAAGAAGAUUUAUGUUUUCUUCCAAUAAUUUUUAUAGUUUUAGCUCUCCUGUAGUCUUUGAUUAAUUUUGAGUUAAUUUGUAUUUAUGAUGUGAAGGAUGGGUCCAACUUCAUUCUCUUGCAUGUAGAUAUUCAGCUGUCCCAGCACCAGUUUUGAAAACACUAUGGGUGUCCCCAUAGAAUUGUCUUCAUACCCUUGAUCGUGGCCCCUAAUUCUUGCUGGGUCUUUUUCUCUGUGACAUGGGACUGUCAUUAGGAUGCUCAGCCCAUGUUUGGCUCCACCAGUUUUACAACUGGCUUUCUCUCCUUUUCUUUCUGUCUCCCCCUUUCCCUGUUUCAACAAUACUGGGUGACAUCACUCUCUGAUGAUCUACAGCCUUUCUGGGUGCAUGGCUCCACACAUCAGUCCUAGGGAAAGGUCAGGAUCAAUCAUUUUCUGUUUUGAGGAGACCAAGUCACACAGAAGUAGAAAAACUUGCCCAAGGUCCCCCAGAACCAGAACUAGAUUAUUGGUCUUGUGACUUUUGGCAUUUUGAGAUGUCUACAGUUCACUAGACCCAAGAGAUGCCACUAGCCAGGCCAAGUGAUGACAGGCUAAAAUCUUAAUUCUAAAAAUGUGGUAGGCUAAUAUUUUAUUUUUAUUUCUUCAUUCAAAAUAAGAGUCCAACAAGAUCUUAAGUUUGCUGUAGGUAGAGUCUUUCAUCUGGAAUGCACACUGCAUCAGCUCUGCUUGCCUUCUCCUAAUGGUUAUAGUUCAGUCUUGUAGCUUACACAGAAGUAGAAAAUAAUAAAUACCAAAGAAGAAUACACAGUCAUUUGGUACCAAAAUGUUUUAGCUGCCCAAUUCAGCAGUUUGUUCCUUCCACAGGGGUCAGAGGAGCUACCCGCAGGUUUUUGGAUUUUGUGUCUAUUUUGUGAAGGGUGUCCCCUUCACCCCCAUGUAUUCUGAGCUGUGGCUGCUCCUUGGGAGCAACAAAUUUUAAAAGGGAUCCCCCAAGGGACAGAAGAUGUACCGUGCACCAGAGCCACUGUCUUGAACCAGAAACCCGAAGUGGAGUGCUUUUUUUCUCAGUCCAUCACGUUUCUUUGCUGGGCAGUUGUCUGAAAAGUUGUGAUAAACCUUCUCCUGGUUACCGAGUCGCCCCUUUAUAAUAAAGACAUGGGCUUUGGAAUGGGGGAAGGGAUGGUAGGCCUUUGGAAACAGCAGGAGGGGCAGGGAGUUGGAAGUCUCAGUGUAAGGUACUAAGCAAAGGUCAGAUGCUGUCCUGGUGACCUCCUUCCCUGGCCACCUUGGGCUUCUUGGGAAGAGCCAUGGACCUAGAGGGCCUUUCCCGGGAGCAGAGCACAGCUGCCUGAGCAGUGCGUCACAAGUCUCCAAGUCCAGACCGGCCUCGGGCUGGCCUGCAUGAGUUAAGGUCUGAAAAUCAUUAACGAGUUAAUGAGAAAAAUGGAAGAGCUUCUUUUGCUGUUGUCAGUGGAGCAGGGGGAGGCAGCCCCCAGGAGCUCAGGGAAGAUGGAAAAGCAAGUGACCAGGAGCCAGGAGUCCAGGCCCUCACUUGGCGUGCUUUUUCUACCUCUCUGGGUCUCACCUCCUCUCUGGGAGGCUUCCGGGGCUGUGACUGACUCAGGCGUGGGUGUGUCUGAGGGGGGCAUUCCUUUUUUUCCGUCCAUCAGAGUUGCACUGUGGGUGGGUGGCGUGUACAUGCAUGCUUCCUAGUGGUACGCAGCGCCUCAAUACUUCUGCUUGGAUUGGUACACGCUUUGCGAGGUUGCAUGCACUUAUCCAUGUCUUUAGGAAUCCAGCCUAGCUUGCAACCAGGGUGACUUGAUUCCAUCCAUGCUCUUAAGAGUGGCCACCAGCUGUUCCCUGCAGGCUGAGGCUGGAUUCCUUGUUGGCUGGCUGCAUGUCUACAUUACAGACAUGGCAUGUGUGCAUGCCUGUGUGUGCAUGUUCAUGGGUGCACAUGAAUCCCCUUCUCUGCCCUUGUAUCUGCCCUGAGCGUCCUCAGCUCACCUAGACAGAGUGGUGACUGCUACUUCCUUUAGGCCUUACGUGAUGCUCCUGGUUCGGACUCUGUUGAUAAAACUGAUUAGGGCACUGUUGCCCUAAUUGUAGGGAAAGGCCCAUCCUCAGUCCUGCUCUAGGGGGCAGAGCCAUGCUGGGAGCUGACAUCUAACCGGGACCCCAAACGCCAGGCCCUCGGACUUGGUCUUACUUGCAGCCACCUCACGUUCCCUGUGUCCCCAUGGGUUGCGUAUUCUGUGUGUGACGUCGUCAGUCAGGCCAGGCAGUCGGAAGUAUUUGUACAUCCUCUCUGAUCACCUCCCGGCCCCCUUCCCGCCACUCCGUGGGGCAGAGCAGUGCAGUACAAGACAAGCCACCCCCACCUCCUUCCCCGGGGCCGGCCUGAGAACUCCAUGCAGCCUCUGCCCAGUUCCCCAGAGCACCUUGCAAAGGCUGGGCUUUCCUCUUGCUCCUGCGGGGACUGACUCAGCCCUGAGGCUGUGGUCCUCACCCAGCCCUGUAGGGGCUUUCUAGUGGCAGCAGCCCCAAGAAGUAUCUCUAAGAGGUGGCUUUGAUGUUCUGCCCAGGGUAACUGGCAGGGUGAGGCAGGGAGGGGCCAGCCGUGCUUAGUCGUGGGCUGAGACACCCAGCUGUUUGGGCAGCCAGGCCAGCCUGUCCCAGGAGGGAGUGUGUGAGCCUGUCCCUGCCUUCAUCCUGUGGAGUCCCAGACGGGGAUGGGGUGGGGGGUGGGGGCCUGCAGGGGGCUAGCAGGGACCAGGAAGCCUUUUAUCAUGAAAAGUUUUCAAUCCUUCUUGAAAGACAGACCAAUAUAAUUAGCCCUGGUACCCAUCACUCCACCUCCUCAACGAUCACCCUACACCUGCUCAUCAGGGACAGGCCAACUGCGGGCCAAAUGCAGCUUCUUGCUGCGUUUUGUAGUCUGUUUGAUGACAGGGAACACUGAACUCAAUGAAGUGAAAUGUCAUCCUGUCCUCCCCUCCGCCAUUCCACUCCUGUUUGUAUUACCAAAACCUGUACUGUUAUUAUAGUUUGAAUUUCAUCAUCUGAAACAUUAUGGAAACUCAUUUUCUCUUAUUUGCCUCCUUGAAGCCCUUAAAGCCAAAAAUAGGUCUCAUCCGGCCUUCACAGAAAAGCGUUGCCCACUGCUGAGCUAGACCUCUGUUACCCUGUAUGCCCCCUGAAUGAUGUUGAAUAAUAUCCUUGAAAAUACGGGCUUUUAAAAACAAUAAAAAGUACUUUGUUUGGAGCUUUGAGGCAGGAGCAUCAUUCACAUGAGCAGUCUUUGACACCAGCCCCCGGCCCGCCUGCUGGUCAUGUGCCCCUGCCCCAGACAGUCUUUGCCCCAGCUGCUCAAGAACCGCAGUCCUUUGCCCCUUCCCUCCUGCUGUCCACUUCUUGGACACUUGCUGGGCCUUUGGUCACUGGGCAGGGUGCAGGAGGGUUGUGUCCGAGUGCCGGAUGUGGGGAGAAUACAGUACCGGCUCCGGGCCCUGGUGGGUGGUGGUCUCUUGACUUAGGUCAUUGGGACUUUACCGCCCCAGGAGUUGCGGCCUGACCUCCACCUCUCCUGGCACCUUGAGGACCUCUCAGCUGCUCUGGGGCCCCCCAAAGCCCCUUCCGCAUGUCUGCAGCUCCUCCUCUGACAAGGGGACCGGCUUGUGACAGCUUCAGCUUGGUGAUGGGGAGGGUUUCCCUGCCCUCUGCAAGGGCUCCCUGGGCCCAGUGCUCACUUCUGCCCCGGGGAGAAGCUGGCCCACAGGCAGCCUCAUGCUGGGGCGGUCCCGCCUCCCUGUGGCUUGGCUGGCCAUUCUGGGCUCCUGGUUCCCUUGCUUCCAGUGAAGAUGGCCAGACACUGCAGCCAGCCCUCUGUUAGCACUAACCACUGAUGAUGCUGCCUGGCCUCGCCUGAGUCUGACUUUGGGCUCCAUGCUUUGCCGUUGUCCCAUUUGAGCCUCCUCACAGCUCUGAGGCCCCGAAGGCUGAUUUCUAGCUGAGGAAAUCAAGACUGAGAAAUCAGAUAGGGGCCCGGGUCCUCCGACUAUUGAUGGGCUGAGCCAGGGACCGGAUCCUGCACCUAGACCUCGCACUCUUGCCCCGGAUGCACGGGCGAGUCCUUUCAUCCCUAGGGCUCACUUUCCUGAUGACAUCAUCCCUGGGCUCUGUGCCCUGCGAUGGGUGGGUGGGGGGGGGGGGCAGGGCAGGGAGGGGUGUCAGGAGGGGGACAGAAGAGGUCAUUGUUUUGUGCCUUCCACCAUCCCUCCCAUUGCUGGGCAACACCUUGGUUACUGUGCUUAACCAAUGCUCCUGUAUAGAAAGUGAUUUCUUUUUUAGAAAUGUCACUUCGUUACUUUUCUCCAGUUGGGGUGACUCUUCUCUUAAGGUGGCGGGCAUCUCAGAUGGGGCGGUGUGGCCCUCUGAUGGGUCAGGUGGGCAUGACAUUGGGAGGGGUUGUAGGGGGACAUGGGCAUCAAAGCAAAAGUUGUCACACUGCCACUUUUUUGUACCUGAAAUAAAGCAUAUUUGCACUUGUUACUGGACCAUUGUGCAGACGAGAGAUCUAUGUGUAGGUUCCGCGCUUGGGUCAGAAUGCAAAUAAAAUUCAUUUGUAAGAAA